Messenger RNA from Lodderomyces oxycetoniae, 1113 nucleotides. Its product is annotated as methionine aminopeptidase. Gene Ontology annotation, biological process: proteolysis. The record is from RefSeq and is a predicted model, not a curated record. The transcript has a single exon. Gene Ontology annotation, molecular function: metalloaminopeptidase activity. The coding region runs from base 1 to 1113 and encodes 370 amino acids. Gene Ontology annotation, cellular component: cytosol. NCBI's taxonomy places the organism in Eukaryota, Fungi, Ascomycota, Pichiomycetes, Serinales, Debaryomycetaceae.
AUGACCAGUGUAUGUGCUGCUCCACAGUGUGGAAAUGAGACAGAUUCCAUGUUGAAAUGUCCCAUUUGUCUUAAAGAAGGGAUUGAUAGUGUUUUUUGUAACCAAAACUGUUUUCGAUCAAGCUAUUCUAUUCACAAGGCACAGCAUAAAUCGGAUGAUGGAGAAGAGGUAUAUAUCCCAUUCCCCAACUUUGCCUAUACUGGAGAUGUGAGACCACACUAUCCCUUGUCACCAAGACGUGCUAUUCCAAAACAUAUUAAAUUGCCCGAUUACGCGCAAAAAGGGAAACCUAUAAGUGAGAUCAAGAACGAUCGAAUUGGUAAGAUUCCAGUAUUGACACCAAAGGAAAUCACCAAGAUUCGAAAAGUGAGCAAGAUUGCUAGAGAGAUUUUGGAUAUUACAGCUAGCCACAUUCAACCGGGAAUCACUACUGAUGAAUUGGAUGAAAUAUUGCACAGGGAAUGUAUAAAACGGAACGCAUACCCUUCGCCUUUAAACUAUUACAACUUUCCCAAAUCGAUAUGUACGUCUAUCAACGAAAUUAUAUGCCAUGGGAUACCCGACAAGACUAAGUUGAAAGAUGGUGAUAUUGUCAAUUUAGACGUUACUAUAUAUUACUUGGGAUUUCACUCCGACUUGAAUGAAACCUAUUAUGUUGGAGACAAGGCCAAAAGUGAUCCUGAUACAGUGAGAUUGGUUGAAACGACUAGAGAAUGCCUUGAUUUAGCUAUCAAAGCCGUUAAACCAGGUGUUGCAUAUAGAGAGCUCGGCAAUAUUAUUGAGAAACACGCUUCAGAGAAUGAUUGUUCGGUUGUGCGAACAUAUUGUGGUCAUGGAUGCGGAACAUUAUUCCACUGUCAGCCCAACAUUCCUCAUUAUGCCAAAAACAAAGCAAUUGGAAUUAUGAAACCGGGACAAGUUUUCACAAUUGAGCCAAUGCUUAAUUUAGGUACUUAUAAAGAUGUGACAUGGCCAGACAAAUGGACUGCAGCUACUCAAGAUGGUCAAAAAUCGGCACAAUUUGAACAAAUGUUAUUGGUCACUGAAGAUGGUGUUGAGAUCUUGACUGCUAGAAGUGAGACAUCUCCAGGAGGAGCUAUACCUAGAAUGUAG